Ciona intestinalis (vase tunicate) is the source of this 3680-nucleotide messenger RNA. RefSeq names its product alpha-actinin-2. Gene Ontology annotation, molecular function: protein binding; calcium ion binding. The record is from RefSeq and is a predicted model, not a curated record. NCBI's taxonomy places the organism in Eukaryota, Metazoa, Chordata, Ascidiacea, Phlebobranchia, Cionidae.
UACUAAUUCUCCUUUCGUGACAGGGACCUGGUAUUAGGUUGGUAAAAUUAGGUGGCUUGACAAGGAAACUAGUAAUGGAUGAACAGCAGUAUAUGCAACAGGAGGAAGGAUGGGACAGAGAAGGACUCCUCGACCCAGCGUGGGAGAGACAGCAACGGAAGACCUUCACAGCCUGGUGCAACUCCCACCUUAGGAAGGCUGGCACACAGAUUGAGCAUAUCGAGGAGGAUUUUCGUAACGGACUGAAACUCAUGUUGUUAUUGGAGGUGAUAUCCGGGGAACAACUGCCAAAACCUGACCGUGGUAAAAUGAGGUUCCACAAGAUUGCCAACGUUAACAAAGCUCUGGAGUUUAUUGCAAGCAAAGGAGUUCGCUUGGUGUCUAUUGGUGCAGAAGAAAUCGUGGACGGGAAUGCAAAGAUGACACUGGGUAUGAUCUGGACCAUUAUCCUCAGAUUCGCUAUCCAAGAUAUCUCAGUGGAAGAAUCUUCUGCCAAAGAAGGAUUAUUGUUGUGGUGUCAACGUAAAACUGCCCCAUACAAGAAUGUUAACGUGCAGAACUUCCAUAUGAGCUGGAAAGAUGGUUUGGCUUUCUGUGCCCUUAUUCACAGGCAUAGACCAGAUCUUAUCGACUAUGAUAAACUACGAAAGGACGACCCAUUGACCAAUCUGCAAACAGCGUUUGAAGUCGCAGAGAAACAUCUUGACAUCCCACAGAUGUUGGACGCUCAAGAACUUGUAGAAAUGGCCAAGCCUGAUGAAAGAGCUAUAAUGACAUACGUAUCAUGCUACUACCAUGCGUUCUCUGGGGCACAGAAGGCCGAAACUGCAGCAAACAGGAUCUUGAAGGUUCUUGGUUUGAACCAGGAGAAUGAAAGAUUGAUGGAUGAGUAUGAGAGACUUGCAUCUGAUUUGCUGGAGUGGAUUGAAAGAAUGAAGCCGUGGCUUGAAGACCGUACCACGGACAACACCAUGGAAGGCGUGCAAAGAAAACUUGACGACUUCAGAGAUUACAGAGUGAAGCAGAAACCACCAAAGACUGAAGAGAAAGGUCAUUUGGAGGCAGCAUACAACACUCUGCAGACGAAGCUUCGUCUCAGCAAUCGACCAGCGUUCAUGCCAUCGGAGGGCAAGUUGGUACAAGAUAUCGCGAAUGCAUGGAAAGGAUUGGAAGGAGCAGAGAAAGGAUAUGAAGAGUGGCUGCUUGCUGAGAUGAGAAGGUUAGAGCGACUUGACCAUCUUGCCAAGAAGUUUUACCACAAAGCUGGAAUUCAUCAGAAGUGGUCUCGUGGUCAGGAAGAAGCUCUCGCAUCAGAGGAUUAUAAAGUUUGCACCUUCCAAGAAGUCAAGGCUUUGAUGAAAAAACAUGAAGCGUUUGAAAGUGAUUUGGCUGCCCAUCAAGACAGAGUUGAACAAAUUGCUGCUAUUGGUCAAGAACUCAAUGAUCUUGACUACCACGAUGCUCGUACCAUCAAUGAUAGUUGUGCAGCCAUCUGUAAUGAAUGGGAUCGACUUGGUGAUGCAACUCAAAAGCGAAGAACUGCUCUUGAGAACAUCGAGCAAAUCUUGGAUUCCAUUGAGCAGCAACAUCUGGAGUUUGCCAAAAGAGCCGCUCCCUUCAACAACUGGUUGGAUGGAGCAAAGGAAGACUUGGAAGAUAUGUUUAUCGUGCAUUCUAUUGACGAGAUUAAGGGCUUGAUUGAAGCUCAUGUCUCGUUCAAAGACACGCUUCCACAAGCACAGAAGGAAGAGGAAAGCAUCAGCGCUCUUGUACAGAACAUUAAGAAGAUACAGCGACAAUAUGGCUUGCCUGAACAAGUCUGUGUCAACACGUACUCAACUAUUUCCGAAGAGGAACUUCGAGAAAAGUGGAGGACAGUGUGUGACAUGGUCCCUGUGCGUGACGCUUCACUACAAACUGAACUAAGCAAACAGAAACGCCACGAACUGCUAAGAAACGAAUUCGCUCAGAUCGCCAACGAACUUUAUCCAUGGAUUACUAAGAUCACAAAGGACACCAACCGUAUCUCAAUGGAAAUGGUUGGCUCACUGGAAGAAGUAAAGAAUAGUCUCGUUGAGUUCCAACAGAAGAUGGUCGCUCAAGUUCCUAAACUUGAAGCUUUGGAGAAGAAACACCAGGAAAUGCAAGACGAGUUAGUGUUUGAUAACAUAUUAACCCCACAUACCAUGGAAGCGAUCCACACAGCGUGGGAACAUCUUAAAACAACAAUCGCGCUCACAAUUAACGAGGUUGAGAACCAAAUCCUCAUGCGCGAUGCCAAGGGAUUGACACAAGAACAAAUGAACGAGUUCCGAUCUUCAUUCAACCAUUUCGACCGGGACCAAAACGGCACGCUACACCCCGAAAAUUUCCGUGGCUGCCUUAUUAUGGCAGGCCUUGAUGUGACACCGGACACGGUGCAGGGUGAAGCCGAGUUCCAACGUAUCAUGGCACUUGUUGAUCCAAGUGGAACAAACAACGUUACUUUCCAAAGUUUCAUUGACUUCAUGACCCGUGAAAGCACGGAUUCUGACACGGCCGAACAAGUUGUCGAAUCUUUCCGUAUUCUCGCCGGUGACAAGCCUUACAUCACUGCCCAAGAGUUGAGAAACGAGUUGCCACCCGAUCAGGCCGAGUAUUGCAUCAGUCGUAUGUCUCGUUACAGCGCAGGGGAUGCACCAGGCGAUGCACUCGACUACGAAAGCUUCUCUACCGCCCUCUAUGGGGAGUCUGAUCUUUAAACCGCGCAAGCGAUAUUUUAUUUCUAUAUCAAUGGACACAACAGCAAACAAUUAUGUUUUGCUGCCCCCCCACAUAAUGAAAUCAGAUUUUUAUUAGCAGUAUAUAUAAUCAGUUUAGUUUGUGUACUAUACUCUAAUUCUUGUGAACUUCCAAAGCCUGAAAUAAUCGGCCGCGUAAUGACGUAAUCAAAUAAAUAAUCUGCCAUCCAGUUUUAGCCACGUAUGUGCUAGUGGUAUUAACAUGAUGCCACAAAGUAGUGUUAACGCUCGCGAUCGCUUCAAUGGCAGCCAAUAUAAUUUACAACUCAUGCUCUUGCUUACAUGGCUGCAAUAAUUAACCACAAACGCACCGACCUGCCCCAUUACUCCGCUCGUUUCUGGGUGACUUUUACUUUAAAUACAACUCCAAUACUUUUUUCACCAAACAUCCUUUUUUCAAUUUGACCUUUACUAAAAAUAGAGUGCUUUUUAAUGGACGAAUUUAUUACAAGUUGUCCAACUAAUGCCUUCCUUUCACCCAAAAGAUGUGCCUGACAGUAGUAGCGGCAACCCUGUAUCCCCAACCCCCUUGCCCUUUGUAAGCAAUCGGCCGUGCCUUGCUCUUAACGAUCCAACCGCGUGCAUCACAACUGAUGCGGCAGCAUGACCGUUACGCAGCUUUUCGUUGUACAUUGACCGCUUGUGAAUAUAUCCUCCGUAUUAUACCCUAUGGCCGCACCGGCCUGUAGAAAUCCACCUAAAUUGUUUUUGUUUUGCUGUGCACUACGUUUUCCCAACCCGACCCGCUGGUGUGUGCGCACUCCCUCGAUGCCUUCACCCCACAAACGACUACGAGUUGAAAUAAUUUUCUCAUGUUAUUAAUCGUGUAUGAGUUUACAAUUUGUUUACGGCCGUAUAUUUGACAGCGUGCGUAAAGUAAAAUUUAAGCAGGAGUUAUUA